AUGUUACUCUUCGUAAGAUUCAGUGAAGCUGUGAAGAUACUUCCACGGUUAGAGGAGCUGGACAUUUCAUUCUCCAACCUAUCGAAUUCUCUUGACGUUAUUGGCCGUUCUUGCCCACUUCUUAAAUCCUUCAAGUUUGCAGGAGGGUUUGAAUUCCAGCGUCAUUCUUCUGCUGAAGUUAGUUUUGUUAUUGCUAAAAUAAUGAAAGGACUACGUCAUCUUGAUAUUCAAGGAAGUAAGCUCUCUAAUGAUGGAUUGCUUGCAAUUCUAGCCAAUUGUCGUCUUCUUGAAUCUCUCAACAUACGAGGUUGUUCUAAUGUUGAUUUCACUGGAUAUUUGCGGAAAAGAUGCAUUGAUCAGAUCAGAGCUGUUCAGUCGCCGUGGUUUCACGAUGAAGACUACUCUUCUGAAGAUAAUGAUUCUGAUUUUGAUGUUUUAUUUGUAGAUUCAGAUGCAUUGAUCCCGUUCCCUAUUGCUAAUUCCUAA
Vicia villosa (hairy vetch) is the source of this 486-nucleotide messenger RNA. RefSeq names its product F-box protein SKIP19-like. The transcript has 2 exons. The record is from RefSeq and is a predicted model, not a curated record. The coding region runs from base 1 to 486 and encodes 161 amino acids. NCBI's taxonomy places the organism in Eukaryota, Viridiplantae, Streptophyta, Magnoliopsida, Fabales, Fabaceae.